Molecule: messenger RNA, 1797 nt
Organism: Thlaspi arvense
Lineage: Eukaryota; Viridiplantae; Streptophyta; Magnoliopsida; Brassicales; Brassicaceae
Source: the annotation of a GenBank genome assembly
UUUCCCAAAUUUGAGACUUUUCUCUAUAUAAAGAACUUAUUUACAUAAGUGGGUGAAUUAGGAAAUUAACAAAAUAUGAGUUUGUGUUUCGAUCUUAACGAUCUCGAGGAUUUAACAGUAUAUGCAAAGCAAAUACAAGACAAUGUACUGGAGGAUAUACUCACACUUAAUGCCAACACAGAAUAUCUCCAACGCUUCCUCCAUGGAAGCUCUGACAGAGAGUUGUUCAAGAAGAACGUACCGGUGGUGAGCUAUGAUGAUAUUAAGCCUUAUAUCGACCGUGCCGUGAAUGGAGAGCCUUCACAUAUCAUUUCAGGAAAGCCUAUUACUCGAUUUCUUUUGAGCUCUGGAACUUCUGGAGGGAAGCAAAAGAUUUUCCCUGUUAACAGCAAGUACUUUGAGGACAUGGCAUUCAUCUUUGCUCAAUCCGCGUCCAUUAUAUCAAAGCAUGUAAAGGGUGUCCAACAAGGAAAAUCAAUGACGUUUAAUUUCGCUAGAGCGCAAUUUUCAACUCCUUCUGGCUUGCCAAUUUCUCCCGCAAUGUCGAGCUAUUUAAUGAGUGAAUAUUUCAAGAACCGGUCAUCAAAUUGCUAUACAAGCCCUGAUGAAGUAACGUUGUGCCCAGAUAGUAAGCAGGCUAUGUACUGCCAUCUUCUUUGUGGUCUUGUUCAGAGAGACGAAGUUGUGAGUGUGGGUGCUGUCUUUGCUUCUACGUUGGUUGGAGCAAUCACUUUUCUUGAAAAUAACUGGAAAGAAAUGUGUACUAAUAUCCGAUCCGGCCAUGUUAGUGAGUGGAUCACUGAUUUUACUUGCAGAGAUGUUGUUACUAACAUCGUUGGAGGGCCUAAUUCUGAAUUAGCAGAUGUUAUUGAAGAAGAGUGUCGCAAAGAAUCUUGGAAAGGUAUAAUCACACGUCUUUGGCCCAAAACAAAGUUCAUUCAAAGCGUUGUUACAGGACAAAUGGCUCAAUACAUUCCAAUAUUAGAGUUCUACUCCAACAAAGUGCCUAUGAUCUCUCCGUUAUAUGCAUCUUCUGAAACAAUGUUUGGAGUAAAUAUGAAUCCCUUAUGCAAGCCACAAGAUGUAUCCUACAUUUUUAUGCCUAACAUAUCCUACUUUGAGUUCCUACUUGCUGAUGAAGGAAACAAAGGUGAAAUUGUUGAUCUUGUGGAUGUCAAGAUUGGGUGCUGCUAUGAGCCCUUGAUCACAAACUAUUUCGGUUUACACAGAUAUAAAAUGGGGGAUAUCCUACAAGUGUCUGGAUUCUACAACAACGCACCACAAUUUAAAUUCGUAUGUAGGAAAAAUUCGACUUUAAACGUCGGUGUGGAAGUGACAACUGAAGAAGAUAUUUUAAAGGCGUUGAAUCAUGCGACAGAGCUUCUUAAAUCUUCAGAUUUAAUAUUGAUGGGAUUCACAUGUUAUGCUGAUAUCUCCAAGCUUCCAGGUCACUAUGUUUUUUAUUGGGAACUGAAAUCCAAAACAGUUAAUGACAUUGUUAAACUUGAUAACAAGGUAAUGGUCGAAUGUUGUUGUGUAUUGGAGGAAUCAUUUAAUGCUUUUUAUCGAAAGCUUAGAGAAAGAGAAGGAUCUAUUGGAGCUCUAGAGAUAAGAGUGGUGCAACAAGGAACAUUCAAUUCUCUCAUGGAGUUUUUCAUCUCUAAAGGUGCUUCCACAUCACAAUACAAGUCACCUAUUUGCAUCAAGUCUUCUGAAGCUUUAGCACUUCUUGAAGACAAAGUUCUUGCUCGAUUUUUUAGUGACAAGUCGCCACCACUCUGAUCGGAUAUGGUAACU